GCUCGGGGACCAUCAACACCCCAAGGCGGUAGACAUACGUUGUAGAAUGGAUGGACGGUGAUGUACCUAGUGCUCCGCUGGAGCAAGCAAAAUCACUGGGCCUCCGCCAAGGAACGUCGUACCGGCGGUUGACAUCCGAUAGUGCGAAGGGAGACAGCGAUGAGGCAGAAACAUCAGCAAAAUGUUAUCUUGGGUCUGUGUUCUUUCGCAGCAUUCUCCGACCCCCCUUCGGACCGUACAAUAGAUAGACGCGAAUCAGCCUCGCGACACCAUGGCACUGGCACUGGCACUGGCACUGGCUCCUACUCGGUCUUUCGUCAAGUCGCAGGAUACUUUUCUGUGGCGGGCUCGUGAGAAGACGACGACAAGACGAAGACGGCUUUUUAUUAAACAUCUCAAUAAUACGUCACAAGGACCCGCGUACCCAGGUGAAGGGCUUGAUGUCGCAACAAUGGCGGCGAGGUUGCAUAACCGACGGUCGCUUACUAUGCGGCCAACACACGUAUGGGCUGGGAGAUAAGCGUGGGGAAUGCGAUGCAUGCAGGCUGGUACAAACCCCAGCGCAGGGUUAGGGUCGACGACUCGGCCGCAUACGGGGAAAGGGGUGCAUGGAGUGGAAGCAGCAUUUCCU
This is a messenger RNA of Sodiomyces alkalinus F11, 631 nucleotides long. RefSeq lists its product as hypothetical. The transcript has 2 exons. Lineage: Eukaryota; Fungi; Ascomycota; Sordariomycetes; Glomerellales; Plectosphaerellaceae. The coding region runs from base 272 to 520 and encodes 82 amino acids. The record is from RefSeq and is a predicted model, not a curated record.